This is a messenger RNA of Hevea brasiliensis (rubber tree), 1193 nucleotides long. RefSeq names its product FCS-Like Zinc finger 2. The transcript has 2 exons. NCBI's taxonomy places the organism in Eukaryota, Viridiplantae, Streptophyta, Magnoliopsida, Malpighiales, Euphorbiaceae. The coding region runs from base 287 to 775 and encodes 162 amino acids. The record is from RefSeq and is a predicted model, not a curated record.
GUAUUUUUGAGCCAAUGGAUUCACUGGCACGGAUUCUUGAUACCUGCCGUUGUUUAUAACUCUUUCUUUCUCUGAGAAAUUGAAGAAAUCAAAAUCCUUUUUUUGGCUAUAAAAUCUUGUUCAUUGUCUUCACCAACUCAUCUUUAAACCAGGAACUACUUUGUCCUUUCUCUUCUUCGUUACUUCUCCUUUCUCUCAAGACUCCAAGAAAACCACAAAUCUAAAGAAGGGUUUAUAUUUAUAUAUAGAUAUACAUAUAUAUAAUCAAAUUUACAAGAAAAUAGUCAUGGAGUCGUCUUCUGGGUCUAGAAGGCCUUGUUUCAUUGAGGAAGAUGAUGGGUUAGCUUCUAUUGCUGGUAUGGAAGCUGGAUUUUCAGGUAAUCAUCAGCACCACCACCCAUUCUUUUCUCGGUCGCUUUGUUAUGGGAGGAGGGGUAGUCUCAGGAACUUGUCAUCGUCUAUUUCUUCUCCAAGAUCCGCUAGGUUUUAUGAUGCGAGAUUUGAGGAUCAUCAACCCCAUUUCUUGGAAGCUUGUUAUCUUUGCAAGAAACCACUGGGUAACAACAGAGACAUCUUCAUGUAUAGAGGGGACACUCCAUUCUGCAGUGAAGAGUGCAGGCAAGAACAAAUAGAGAUAGAUGAAGCUGAAGACAAGAACUGGAACCUUUCUUCUUCCAUGAAAGCAUUAAGGAAGAAAGACCAGAAGAAAUCUUCUAUGUCCCCUACCAAAAACCAAGGCUGCCCUUCACGUGCAGGCACCGUAGCUGCAGCUUAAUUUUACAUUAUAUAUAUAUAUAAAUAUAAUAACAAUAAUUAAUUUCCCCUGAGAAACAAAAAAAAGAAAAUUACAAAACCAACAGUUUGUGUAUGUUACUAUGGUUUGAAUCUUGAUGAUGGUUUUUGUCCACCAAGAAAUCAAGAAUAGGCCCAAGCCAUGGAGAGGGAGUUUGGAGGACAAGAAGACCCAUUUUGAGAGUUUUCUUUGUAUUUUAUUUUAUUUUUUUUUUUUGGGUUUUUCUACCUUCUGUGAAUUUUAUAACUAUGUAUGAGGAGUGCGUGUGUGGCUUGAUGGACUGUGCCAUGAUCUGGCUCUCUGGUGUUUUUUUUUAAAACCCUAGAAGGGAUCCUUUUCUACUGAUGUGUUGAAGAAGAAAUGACGAAAAGGAAAUUUCUAUGAGAGCUCACACAGUCAA